Pocillopora meandrina is the source of this 1161-nucleotide messenger RNA. The record is from the annotation of a GenBank genome assembly. Lineage: Eukaryota; Metazoa; Cnidaria; Anthozoa; Scleractinia; Pocilloporidae.
AUGACUUUUGUUUCAGGUUGCCUGUCAAACAACACCGCAAACCUCUCCUUAACUGAUGAUGGUAAAACUGACGGUUACUUGAAGAUGAGUCAUCAGCUUCUCAUUCCAUGGGCCGUUGCGUACUCUGCCGUUGCUGUUGUUAUCCUGUUUGGUAAUAUUCUUGUGAUCGUAUCAUUUGCAAAGAAGACUAUUCUACGAUCUCACACCAACUACUUCAUUGUUUCAUUGGCAGCAACUGACACUUUCGUUGGAUUGAUCUCCAUCCCAUGGUGGAUUAUUGUUCUGUUUAUAACUUAUAAAAAAGAGACAUGGUUUACAUAUUUGCACGAUAUCUGGGUAAUAUUCGACAUCAUAGGAGGUAUUGGUUCAAUAUUGCACCUGGUUGCCUUAAGCUGGGAUAGAUUUUGUGCUAUUGUCUGGCCUUUAAGCCAUCGUAUUUACACCGGCAGACGUUAUUUGCUUAUUUUAGCCUUGAUUUGGUCGGUUACAAUCCCAGUUGCAGUAUGUUCUAAACCGGGAAUGGCAUCAGCACCGAAGGCAUACAAUGUUACGGUCAUAGUUGUCUGUUUCUUCAUUCCACUAGUUAUCAUCUGUGUCUCACAAGCUUUUUUAGUAACUUUUAUUCGAAAAAACAGAAUACAAAACUUUUACAAGCUUAGAAGGAGUAUUCGAAAAGAGGUCCGCGUUGCUAAGACAGUGAUAAUGAUGAUCGCAUUAUUUAUGAUUGGUUGGCUUCCUUUCUUCACACUCUCCUUGGUGACUUACAUCAGACCGGAGGUGCAGCCAUCAUGGCAAGCAAUCUGCGCCGUCAAGUUUCUCCAGUAUGGAAACUCGGUUGUUAAUCCAGUUCUGUAUGCUCACAAAUUUCCUCAUUUUCGCAAAGCCUUUUCAGCCUUACUUUGUCCUUGCCGCGAAGUUACCAAAAAGGCGCGCAACGUUGGAGAAACUUUUAGAGCAAUAAUGUAUUCGAUAAUCCCUGGUUCGAUUCGAAAUAAAACUAUUCAUAGGUACUUGGCAGACAGACGGCUGGGAGAUAAUAAAGCAAAUAGCUCAAACAUAGAUUCAUCAAAGCAAAACUCAUCAAAUGACACUGCUCCAAUUGGUGAACCCUCUCUUGAGGAAAUCGAGCUUUGUGAGAGCCACCCAAAUAUCUUUCCUUAA